ACCGAGGUAUGUCUGUAGACUGCCGACAUGGGAUGAGUAAACGGCUAUCAAUUGUCGCCGAUCUAUGCAUCUGACAUUGUUGUGGGAUCUCGGCUAUCUCAAGUCCGGUACAAACUGACAACACGAUACUGAAACCUUAAAAUAAAUCGGCCAGAACUUGUGCCAGUGCUACGCACACGGGGUUGGCUCUGGCUGCAUCAUGGAAGACAGAGUUGUGUUGCGAUGAUUUUCGUGGUGCGAAGGAAUAGAUCACGACCAUGUUGCUGGACAACGUCGUGAGCUUACGGAGAUCUCUCGUCGGGGUCACCGGUAGGCUAAUUGCGGGGUUGUCUGUUUUGUGUCGUCAGUUGAAGUCGCAGGUUCGACAGAAAGCGAGCGCGAGUGACACUGCUGGCAGUCAUGUAAUUGUCACACAGAACACGAUGGCAGACGGAAGACAAAUGAUCGUGAAGGCGAGGUACGCCUUUCAGGGGACGGAUGAGGAUGAACUGUCCUUCAAGAAAGGUGACAUCAUUACCAUCACACAGGUUGUUGAAGGUGGAUGGUGGGAAGGAGUGUUGAAUGGACGUGUGGGCUGGUUCCCAAGUAACUAUGUGAAGGAGGUCAAAAAUGUCCCAGGGGUUGCUCCUCACCAUGGUGACGUCAGGAUACGUUCUGGAGACCAGCAAAAACUUAUUGAUGUUGGACCACUGUCCCCCACACCAAAGAGCCCCCCAGCAGGUACAGGCAGAACUGCAGAGCAGAUCACCUGUCGAACCCUGAGUGUAUGAUGUUGUGUGGGAACCUGGAGGAUGUAGUCAACAUGCAGCAGGCCCUGCUCAAGAACCUGGAGGACUGUGCAAAUCUGAUGACACUGACCACUGGUCUGAGCCAGCCCUUCCGCAGGCUGGACAAGUACCCCACACUCCUCAAGGAACUGGACAGACACCUCGAGGAGGGCCAUCCUGACAGAUACGAUGUACAACAGGCCAUACCAGUCUACAAGAAUAUUGCGGAGAGAAAGGAGCGUUACUUCCUCCUGUUCCCAGGAGUCCUGCUGAUGUUAUCUAUCAGUCCUCGCAUGAGUGGAUUCAUAUAUGAGGGAAAGCUUGCCUUGUCUGGCUUGAAUAUUACCAGAUUAGAAGACGUAGACAACAUAAAGAAUGCUUUUGAGAUUUCAGGGAGUUUAAUAGAGAGAAUAGUGGUGACGACAAACUCGACGCGUGAACAGGCAGAAUGGGCGACUCUUCUGCAGCAACAGACCAAGAUUUCCCCUGUCACACCAGUGACAAGUAAGCCGCCCCCUGUACCCGCCAGCAGUAGAACACCCACCUCUACGUUACAGAGACAUCAGGUCCCACCGGCAAUCAAGGAAACUGUUCUGUAUAUUUCUGAGACGUCAAUGCCACCUUCAGGGAAGGUCCCCCCUGCCAAACAGCCUGACGUUAGCCGGUUGAAGCCCACCUCCCCACCGCCAGCCAGUGUGAAGAUGCAGAAGCUGGAGCCACCCCCCAGACAUGGCCCCUGGACGCUCAGCUGUCUGAGACCCGCACCCCCUCUCAGACCCUCGGCUGCACUACUUAUGAAAGAGGUAGGGGGAGCUGUCACUGCAAGUCCAUAUACUGUGUGCCUUUCAGGUAGUGCACAGUUGGAGGAGGAUGCAGCAGUACUGAGGGUGAUUGAAGCUUACUGUACCAGUACCAGUAAGAUGAGACAACAGAGCCUGCUGAGCACAUCAAGCAGACAAGAGCUGUACAAAGUUUCACUGGAGCCAGGGGAGACCAAGGACGCUUCUGGUAGCCAUAGCAACGGUAGCCAUAGCAACGGUGGUGUACUGAGAAGACCGUCAGAUGAUUAUGAUUAUGCCUUACUGCAGAAGAAGGGACUGAUGCACAAAUGCUGUCCAAAAAAGUAUGAUAGUUGUAACCAAGUAACAGCACCGUCCAACCAUUCAGCAUAUCCUGAGUUGAUCAUCUCUAUUUGUGUUUUGUUGGUGUACAGGAGCCUAGUUGACACUGUUUAUCAGCUGAAAGAUCAAGUCGAAGAAUUAUGCAAAGAAACCAAAAGGCUUAACAAGGGUCUUGAGGAGGAGGUAAUGGCACGGAAGAGAAUGGAGUCCAUCAUUCGCAAGUCCAUCAAGAGUUUAGCCGAGACAAAUUUUGACGAGACCAACUUGUGACUUCUACAAAAUAAGAUACUUCAAUCAU
Messenger RNA from Branchiostoma floridae (Florida lancelet), 2186 nucleotides. Its product is annotated as rho guanine nucleotide exchange factor 7-like. Lineage: Eukaryota; Metazoa; Chordata; Leptocardii; Amphioxiformes; Branchiostomatidae. Gene Ontology annotation, molecular function: protein binding; guanyl-nucleotide exchange factor activity. The record is from RefSeq and is a predicted model, not a curated record.